Messenger RNA from Linum trigynum, 3358 nucleotides. The record is from the annotation of a GenBank genome assembly. NCBI's taxonomy places the organism in Eukaryota, Viridiplantae, Streptophyta, Magnoliopsida, Malpighiales, Linaceae.
GCUCACUUCGAAAAAGCUUUCAUAUGAAAUACAAUAGUACAUAGUUAAUUAUAUACUCUAAGUACUCUUGCUCCCAAUUCAGUAUUCACCAAUAGAGAAGACAGAGAUAAGCAAUGACCGGGCUAGACAAAUGAAAUCGGACCAAAGUUUUUAUUCGUUAGCUAAGCGCGCCUAUUGCACCUCCUCUACUUUGCACAUCUUUAUUUUAAGUGUUAGAUGUUACUUCAAAAAUUCAGAUGUAGAACCUGCAGGUUGAAAAGCAAUAAUAAUAACACCUACCUAAUUCGCACUUCCAGAUCACAAAUUCAUCCAUAUAAGCAAGUAAUAUCAAGAUUGAAACAUGAUACUACUUAGAGAACACAACUAUAUAUGAUCAAGGUGAGCACAAGUGCACAACAAAAAGCUAGCUUCACUUCACAAAGCCAAGGGUGAAAAUGUAGGAGCUUCCGAACUCCAAGAACUAAGAUGAGAAAGUUCAAAGAGACUAACAAAACUCCCAACCAGUUUUCCAUGUUAGGCACUGUUUUGAUGCAAAUCCACUUAGCCCCAUUCGUAGUAUUUGGGUAAGGGAGGAGUGUAUCAAUGCCAAAUCACAACACACUAUCAAAAUAAUUUACCAUAAUAUUGAAAAGAAGUAGCUAACUGCAGAAACCCCAAACUAAAGCACAUAGUUCAGCAAACCACACAUCAAAGACAGGCUACCCACUUUCUCAAGAAAAUCUGCAAUUUCUUAAACCAAAGUCGUCUUGGUACGCAUAAUCUUGAACUGGGUUUUUCACAUCGGAUCGAGGUCGAUCUAACAAGAUCUCCUCCAAGUGAUCUACCAUUCAAAGAUGCAGGCUUUGAAAUGAAAAAAGCUGCAGAAUUUCAUAUAACGAAACAGAAAAGGCGAGGUGUAACUUGUGAGGAAACCGGAAUUCAUUUCUGGAGGAGAGAAAUUAAAGAAGAAGAAGAAAGAAGAAGUCAACACAAGAAGAUGAAAGUAGUUGUGGAGUAAUUGGUCUCCUUCAAUCGGUUCUAGAUAUAUAUAACAGAGUGGCUGCAAGUGGCCAACCGAAAUAAUUUUGCCAACUUGCAAACCACCCACCACCACCAAGUGGCGCAGGCGGUGCUACAGUACAAGAUUUGGCAGGGUGUACAUUUAAGUUUGUAAGAAAAGAGAACAGGGUAUUUUAAAUGUAGGAGCUUUAUUCGAACUCCAUGAACAUCAAGAGCAAAGUUCAAUGGAGCAAGACAGCAACUCCAUCAGGCAAUUACACCCUUCAAUUUCAGCAUUUGUUGAACAACACAACCUCCCCUUUUCAGCUCAUGCCAAAAUUGAGCAAAAGGGCCAGUAUCAAUGCUGCUAUGUCAAACAGAGACAAGCUAGUAAUCCCAAAACUUGAAAAAAAUCAUAGUAAAAUUCCAAUAUAAUUAGCGGAAGUGGGCAUGAUUAAGAAAAGAUCUGGUUAGCUCACAGACUGCCCAGAUUAAUUGAUCUAUCAAGUGAUUUAUAUCCAUGUAAAGAGAUCAACUUUCUAAGACUCAUAAGAAUUUUGAAGGUAAAAAAGAAUUUCAAGGUGGGUUUUAAGAAUAAAUAUUACUUAUAAAUAUUAUAUAAUAACUUAUAUAAAGAUAUAUAGAAAAGGCACAAGUUGCAGCAUCUAACAGAACCAUAGAACUCCAUAAGCUCAGAUCCCAACAAGAUUUUAACUUAUUGGCCUUACAAAAAAUGAAAUAAGUAAGACAUACAUAAAAAUACAAUUUACAAAUCUUACUACCUCUUUCGAAAGUUACCAAAGAAACACAGAGAGAAAAGUUCAGAUCUUCAGUGUUUAACGUUUUCUUUGGAUUAAUUUUGUAAGCUACAAAUUACUGGAACUGCUGUGUGGGUGAGGAUGAAGGAAGAAGGGGAAGAGAAGGUAUGAAGAUGAGUGAAGUUGAAGGGAUAGAGGAAAGUGAUAAUUAUGUACUGUGGGAGUGGAAUGAUCCAACGGUGUUCAUGAGAACAGAUAAUCAUAGUGGUGAACGGUUGAGAUUGAGAGGGACAUGUCAAUUUGGUUCUGUUGAAAUAAAAUCAAUGUGUGGCCAGACCUAUUCAAUUGGCUUGGAUGCUUUUGCUUUGCUCAUCUGCAAAGUUACAUGCUUUACCACUAUGAUUGUCCCAUAGCUCAAGUUUCAUCAUCAAAGGUGUAGCAUCUUUAAAAAAAGUUCUGAUUCCAACAGCACUUUUAUAUCUAUGACUUAAUUUAUUGGUGAAUAAUCAAAUUUUGCCACAAUCUCAUCCGCAUAUAUAAUUUUUAUUAUGUUCAAAUGUAUCCUACUUUUUCCAGUUUCAUUGUUGUUCCGUCGGGCAAAGCCUCGAUCAAUAAAGGAAAGCAUAAACGCACAACACCAGGUUUACGUGGUUUCCUCAACGAUGUUGAUCGUUGAGACUAGUCCACGGCACAAGGCAGAGUUCCUGAUUAUUGCUCUCGUACACGUUGCAUCAGAAACUCAGUCAUACAACACUUAUAUACUAUGUCGAGUAUUAACCAUAAAUAGGUUAAUUACAGUUAGGUACUCCUAACUUCUAACACCCUCCCUCAAAUUGAUGGUGCUGUCGCAACAUCAAUUUGUGUGCUAGAAACCAAUGACGUGAUGAAGACAUUACUUUAGUCAACAAAUCUACUGUUUGAUCCUCUAACGUAAUAUAUGAUAACUCCACAGAGCCCUCUGUCACUAGCUGUCGAAUAUAGUGAACGUGAACCUCUAUGUGCUUGGUCCUAUCAUGUAAGACCGGAUUCGUAGCAGUACGAAUGGCACUAGUAUUGUCAACAAACAACCGAACAGGAUUAGCAAUCUUUACUCCUAGCUCGGCCAACAGUCGACACAACCAGUUGAUCUCAGAAGCAACCUCACUCAUGGAAUGAUAUUCGGCUUCUGUGGACGAUUUUGAAACAUGAUCCUGCUUCUUACACCGCCAUGAAAUAAAGGAGUGACCCACUUGACGCACCACCCAGAAGUCGAAUGUCGUGUAUCAAGACAACCAACAUAGUCUGCAUUAGCAUACGCAUCCAUCACAACCUCACCACCUGAAGGAAACAGCAAACCGACCUCCUGAUUGCCGUGGAGAUAGCGGAUAAUUCGUUGAACUGCAGUCCAGUGAGUAGUACAUGGUGAAAACAUAAACUGACUCACAACCUGUACAACAUAUGAAAUAUCCAGACAUGUGUGAGUCAAGUAGAUCAAGCUGCCUACUAUACUGCGAUAUAGUGAAUCAUUAGACAAUAAAUCGCCAUCCCCCUGUCGAAGCUUGAGAUUCUGUUCCAUGGGAGUAACACAAGGAGUACACUCAUCCAUCUGUGCCUCUUCGAGUAAAUCAAGUACAUACUUUCGC